This is a messenger RNA of Eutrema salsugineum, 836 nucleotides long. Its product is annotated as translocon-associated protein subunit beta. The transcript is spliced from 6 exons. NCBI's taxonomy places the organism in Eukaryota, Viridiplantae, Streptophyta, Magnoliopsida, Brassicales, Brassicaceae. Bases 98 to 670 code for a protein of 190 amino acids. Gene Ontology annotation, cellular component: endoplasmic reticulum. The record is from RefSeq and is a predicted model, not a curated record.
AAGACGAAUAUUCAUAUGAUUUGUGAUUUUGUCCCAUAUAGAAGAAGAAGAAGAAGCUCCCGUGUCUAGCGAGUGAGACCAUCGGAAAAUCGGAGAAAUGGAAAUCGGAAAGAGGAAGCUCUCUUCGGCGUUGGCUCUGAUAUUCCUGGCAUUGAUCUCGGCUUCAAUUGCGACCUCGGAGGUCCCUUUCAUGGUGGUCCACAAGAAGGCGUCGCUCUCUAGCAUCAAAUCUGGAGCCCAACGCGUCUCCGUCACCGUCGACAUCUACAAUCAAGGAUCCUCGUCAGCAUAUGAUGUAAAUGUGGCAGAUGAUGGCUGGGAUUCAAAUCUCUUUGAGAUUGUUAGUGGUAACACUUCAAAGUCAUGGGAAAAGCUUGAUGUAGGUCAAGUUCUGUCACAUUCAUUUGAGUUGCAGACUAAGACAAAGGGUCUCUUCUACGGUUCACCAGCUGUUGUUACUUUCCGUGUCCCAUCUAAGGGUGUUCUUCAGGCAUAUUCAACUCCAAUAUUGCCUCUAGAUGUGCUUGCAGAGAGCAUCCCGGAGAAGAAGCUUGAAUGGGCAAAGAGAUUGGUGGGUAGGUUUGGACCUCAAGUGUCAGUGAUUUCGAUUGUUGUGACGUUUGUGUAUUUGAUCGCAACUCCAUCAAAGGGAAGUAAGAAGAAGCGUUGAGUUUAGGCUUGAUCUGGCCAUUUUAGUCUUCUUUUUGGAACCUUUCUCAUUUGUAGUUGACUUUUUUUUUCUCUUGUGUAUCUUUCGAAUCAGACCAAUAGCAGCACUACCCUUUACCCAAAAAAAAAGUCAGAUCAAUAACAAGACCACUUUAAUCAUUUUUAGA